CGUCCAUCUCUGACCAGCUCGCUCGCUCGCCCGGCCAUGGCGUCGACGCCGAGGCGGACGCUGCUCAAGGUCAUCGUCCUCGGCGACAGCGGGGUCGGGAAGACGUCGCUGAUGAACCAAUAUGUGCACAAGAAGUUCAGCCAGCAGUACAAGGCGACCAUCGGCGCCGAUUUCCUCACCAAGGAGGUCCUCAUCGAAGACAGGCUAGUCACCUUGCAGAUCUGGGAUACGGCAGGGCAGGAGCGGUUCCAGAGUCUCGGCGUGGCCUUCUACAGGGGAGCAGAUUGCUGCGUGCUUGUCUACGACGUCAACGCUAAAAGAUCGUUCAAUACGCUCGGUACCUGGCACGACGAGUUCAUCAACCAAGCUGGACCAUCCGAUCCCAACCAAUUCCCCUUCAUUUUAGUCGGGAACAAGGUCGAUCUAGACUCUGGAAGCAGACGAGUGGUCCCUGAGAAGAAGGCAAAAGACUGGUGUGCCUCCAAGGGCAACAUCCCCUACUUUGAAACCUCCGCCAAGGAUGACUACAACGUCGACACUGCUUUCCUCUGCAUCGCCAAACUAGCCUUGGAGAAUGAGCACGAUGAAGACAUCUACUUCCAUUCGGUUGCAGAACAAGCCCCUAAAACCGAAGAACAGACAAGCGGAUGCGCCUGCUAGCACCUUGCAAUCUCAGCUCGGUGGAUACAGUUAUUUUCAACCAACUCCUUGCAGACCGUAGUUUAUUCGUCCCGAUGUACUACAAUAAAGUUCACAAAGAACCUGUUUAACUUAGAUUUGUAUAGCCAUACUGACUGUACCAUUGUUAGUUCCCAACGAAACGGUUGCAAGUUCUACCCGCAUCUGGAAAUAAAACUUACUCACUGUAAACAGUUCCGACGAAGGUAUGUGUAGUUGUCGAGCUAAUUCUUCGUCAGUUGUAUCUUGUAACUUCUCCAAGGCUUCAUAUGAUUGUAACAGAGCAUAGUGUCUA
Messenger RNA from Lolium rigidum, 973 nucleotides. Its product is annotated as ras-related protein Rab7-like. Bases 37 to 660 code for a protein of 207 amino acids. The record is from RefSeq and is a predicted model, not a curated record. Lineage: Eukaryota; Viridiplantae; Streptophyta; Magnoliopsida; Poales; Poaceae. The transcript has 7 exons. Gene Ontology annotation, cellular component: vacuolar membrane. Gene Ontology annotation, molecular function: GTP binding; GTPase activity.